AGUGGUAAAGAAAAAGGAAGAAGUAGAAGAAGUACAUCUGAGUCUGCGAGGGUCGAAGGCGGCUUGAUUUUUCCUUUUUUUUGUGAAAAACUUGCUGUGAAAAUUGUUAAAAAGCAUUGUGAAAAGUGUAAAAGUGCGUGCUGAAGGAAUGUCGCAAAAUAUUGCAACGGCAGCUUCUCUGGGAGCUCCGCGACGAUUGCGAGGCGAGACAGCAGCACCCCAAGCUCCGCCUGCGUCAGACACAAAUGGUGCGAUUCCUGGAGGCGUUGGAACUUCCCAGUCUGCUCGAUUUGGUGAAUCAGAAUGGGAAGCCAAAGAAUUGCAGAGGCAGAGAGAGCUGGAACAAGCGCAAGCUCGUGUAAGCCAAAUUGAGAAGACAGUGCAAUGGUGGAGUUCGUGUUCAAAAACUUGGAGAGAGAAAUACAGUCAGGUUCGUACGGAACGCAAUAAAGCACGGGAUGAGGCAAAACAGCUUCGAUCGAGCCUCGAGGCUGCCAUCAAGGAGUCCAAUAUUUACAAGAAGGAAAAAUCGGAGCUUGAAUUGCAAAUAAGUCAGUUGAAGAAGGAAAUGGAGAAGAUUCAUUCACUUCUCAUGAAACAUGCAGGACAAUUCGAAAAGAGUGGACUUGAGGGCAUUGACGAACCUGAACGCUGUGGCCGGGACAACGAUAGUCCUGAUGUUUCUUCUGAUGGUCUCAAGAAUGUCAAUAGCGAGGAUGGUCUGGUAAACAAAACUGAUCGUAGUCAAAGUAGAGACUCAGAUAUUGAGGGAUGUAUGUUGCAGGAACCUAUUUCGAAGAUUUUGGAGUGUGAGCAAAAUGAUGAUGCCAGUGCAGAGGAACGUCGACUGAUUCAGCAACUAUCCAAAGAUGACAACGACGAGGAUGAGUAUUUACAGCAAAAAAUCUCCACGCUCAGAUUACGCCUCGAUGAUGCUCAUAAAACUCUCGAAAAGGAAAGAGAAGAGAAACAUAACUAUAUGAAGAACAUCGAGAGGCUGACGAUGGAAAUGCAAGAAGUACAAGCUCAAUGCGAAGAACUUCGACUUUCUAAGCAAGAUGCCGUUCGAGAAUUGCUCACACUUCAGGAACAACACCGAGCCGAAGUCAGGAUAUCCAACAAUGCUCUCCAGGACGAAGUCAAUGCCAGGGAGUCACUCGAAAGGCGCCUUUGUGAACUUCGUGGUGAAUUGGAACGGAUGCAGGCAGAGAAUGCGGCUGAAUGGGGAAGAAGGGAACGUCUCGAGACGGAAAAAUUGAUCCUUGAGAGGGAUAAUAAGAAACUUCGGUGCGAAUUGAGAGAUUUUCAGGAACUUGCAGAUCGACGGGGUCGACCUCUUGUAUCAUCAGAUAUUGAAAUUAGAAAUUUGCAGCAGGAGUUAGCAGAACGAAAUAAGGAAAUAUUUGACUUCAAGCAUUCUCAUGGAAAAUUGAAGAAACUCCUAGCGGAAUCUAACACGGAGCUUGGUCAUGCAGUUCGACGUGCAGAGCAGUAUGAGAAUGAAGUUAAACGCCUACGAGCACGAGUUGAAGAGCUGAAGAGGGAGUUAGUUCGAGUCGAGGAUGAACUGGAUGCUGCAUGCAAUCAUGUCAAGAGACUUCAGCGAACUAAGGAGGAAGCUGGCGGUGGUGAAGGUUUUCAUCUUACAAGCAGCCCUAAGCAUCAGGCAUAUUACAAUUCGUCAUAUAAACCAAACAUAAAUGAUUUGAGACAACUUUUUGAUGAUACAAAGCGAAUGAAUGAUAGAGGGAUAUUUCCGAGUAAGAGUCAAUUGAUGGAGGCCAAAGGUCAAUUGACACCGCAAUCCUUGUGCUAUGAUGUCAAGGGGAGUUUGGGGGAAUGCGAAGGGAUGACUGAGGGACGGCAAAAAUUUGAUUUUGAACGGGCAAAGCAGAAAUUUGAUAAAAAUGGAAAGGUAACGGGUGGAAAAGGUGGGAGUUCGGGUGGAAGUAGGAGUUCAUCAUUAAGUGGGAAAAAGCUAACAGAGUCGUAUAACAUGGAGUUGGGCAUAUCAAAGCAGAAUUUCAAUGAAACUGUUCAAUUUUUUGACGAAAAUAUGCGCAAGAAGGAUGGCUACAUGAAAACAAGUCUCAAUCUUGAUGGAUUAAAAAUAUCUGACGAUGAAACUCCAUAAUUCUGAGCAACCAACCAGUCUCCUAGCUGCCAACGAGGAAACCAAUGAUUGAUGUUUACCAUCAUCAAAUUUCAUUGAUUACUUCAGUUACAUCAAUAGAUUAACUAAUAGGUUGUAAUUUUUAAUCUAUAAAUUUUAAAAUUUGUUUAUUUAUUUAAUAUUUUACUAUUGGCAAAUUAAAAAAAAAACAUUCCUUUGAAUUCUGAAUUGACUUUUUGUCUAAGAAGUUUUUAUAUUUAAUUCUAUGAAUUCUCAAAUUAUGAAUGUGUAUUUUUUUGCAUUUGAUAAAAAUAUAGAAUAGACUUGAGUCUAUUCAACAUUCAUUUGUAUUUAUUUACUAAAUCUGAGACUUAGAAUUGUCUAAUUUCAAUAAAUUCAUAUUUUAUAUCAUACAGAACGUAGACAAAAUGAGUGAUUAGUCAGCUCAUGAUAGGCACAUGAUUGUUAAAUUUAAAAAUGAUCAAAAUCGUACUUUAAUAGUGUGUUUGGUAAUAUUAAAAACCCUAAUGAGAGACGUUACAGACACUUACUCAUUUUAAUAAUAAUUUUACUGUCGAUUUCAAGGAUUUCUCUGAUGUACGGACCAUUGCCGUCUUAUCCUUGCUCGAAGCCUCUAAAAAAAAUAACGAUGAAAAAGUCCCUUAUCGAUUAAUACUUUAUUUAUUUCUUUUUAAAGAAGAAUAAUUAUCCCAAUGUAAUGUCGAUUUCAUUAUAAAAUGAUGUAUAUUGAAUGUGACGUCUCUUUCUUCUUGUCUAAAUAAAGAAUUGCAACAUUUGAAAACAGAAACAUGUAACUACAAUGUGUAAUUCCAUCUGUGUUGGAAAUGGGUAAAGUCCAUCCAUCAAAUAAAUGAAUUUAUCUCUCUAUCAUC
Molecule: messenger RNA, 3006 nt
Organism: Phlebotomus papatasi
Lineage: Eukaryota; Metazoa; Arthropoda; Insecta; Diptera; Psychodidae
Product: coiled-coil domain-containing protein 102A
Exons: 10
Coding region: 149-2134 (661 amino acids)
Source: RefSeq, a predicted model, not a curated record